AUGGCAACUGCAAACGAUUCAUUCAAUGUCAUCUCGGACAAGUCUUUUGGCUUCAUUGGGCUUGGUAUCAUGGGAUGGGGCAUGGCAAAAAACCUGAGGGCUAAGAUCCCAACCGAUUCAAUGUUGUAUAUCUGCGAAGUCAAUAAACCCCGACGAGACGAGUUUGCGGCGUCAACGGCAGGCAAGAUUCAAGUUGUGGAGAGUCCACGCGAGAUAGCUGAGAAGAGUCCUUCUGGUCAUAGCUCUAAACUAAAACAGGACAUAAUAAUCACCAUGCUACCCCGUGGCGAGCACGUUCGUGAGGUUUUCACAAACCCGCAGACUGGCCUCCUCUCAGUGGCUGGCUCGGUGAAGAUGGGAAGCAAAAUCUUUAUCGACUGUUCAACUAUCGACGUCAAGACCUCACAAGAAGUGGCUGCCGCCGUGGAAGCCUCUGACUUGGGAUGUUUUGCAGAUGCUCCUGUCUCUGGAGGUCAAGGUGGCGCCAAUACAGGCACACUGACCUUCAUGGUGGGAGGAAGCCCAGAGUCUUUUGAGACAGCCAAGCCUACUCUGGAGCUAAUGGUCAACCCGGAGAAUCUCUUCCACUGUGGGAAAGCUGGUGCCGGGUUGGUUACCAAGCUCAUCAACAAUUACCUCUCAGCCGUCAACAUGAUUGGAGUUUGUGAAGGCAUGAACAUGGGUCGACUCUACGGCCUAGAUCCUGUAUUACUUGCUAGUGCUAUUAAUAGCUCCACCGGCAUGUCGCGGAAUAGCCGGGAGCAAAAUCCAGUCAAGGGUGUUUCCUCUACGGCUUCUGCAGCAAUUGACUUUGAGGGGGGUUUUCUACUUUGCUCUGUCACGAUGGCCAUGGAAUUGAGCGAGCAGCUUGGGGCCAAGAGUUUGCUGGCACCUGUGGUUCGGGACAUGUAUGACUGCGCUGUACAGAAUGCCAAGUGUCGUGAUAAGGACUUUAGGAGUAUUUACCGACUAUUUAGUGAGGAGAAUGGAGACCAGUUACCGCGUAAGGAUCUGAAGAAUUAA
Fusarium venenatum is the source of this 1023-nucleotide messenger RNA. The record is from RefSeq and is a predicted model, not a curated record. Lineage: Eukaryota; Fungi; Ascomycota; Sordariomycetes; Hypocreales; Nectriaceae.